AUGAAUUACUAUACUAAAGAUGAACAACCAUUUGACUGUGUUGUCCUGGAUGGCAAUGUUGUCACUGCUGCCGACGUUGGUCGUUACGAUAUUGCCAUCAAAGACGGAAAGAUUGCUCUUCUAGCACCAGCUAAUUCUCUUCGUGAUUCACCCGCGAAGAGAAUAAUUGACGCCGAGGGAGCGUAUGUGACGCCUGGAGGGGUAGAUGCGCAUGUCCAUUUGGCAGAGCCAGCUCUAUUUGGAAAGGGUCAAAGUUCUGAUGAUUAUACUAGUGGCUCUCGAUCAGCAGUUGCUGGUGGGACAACUACUAUAAUUACCUUUGCCGCGCAGUUGAAAUCGGAGACAUCACUUUUGCCUGCCCUGGAGAGGAACUUUGCAGAAGCCACCAAAGGCGCUUAUUGUGACUAUUCAUUCCAUUUGAUCGUCGCAAACCCGACAAAAGAAGCUCUGGAUGAGCUGCCCUUGUUAAAGGAAAGGGGCGUUACCUCGGUAAAGAUAUACAUGACAUAUGAGGCUCUCCAGCUCCGCGACAACCAGAUCCUUGAUGUUCUUUUGCGCGCUCGCGCUGAGGGAAUCACUACCAUGAUUCACGCCGAAAAUGGCGACAUGCUGCAAUGGAUGACUGAACGACUCGAAGAGCAGAAGCUUCUCAGUCCUAGAUACCAUGUCACAUCGCGACCCCAAAUUCUAGAGACAGAGGCUACCAAUCGUGCUAUUUCUCUUGGGCAACUUGUCUGCGCCCCGAUACUCAUUGUUCAUGUUUCAUCGCCUAGUGCAGCAGAGAUCAUCCGAAAUGCACAGAGCCUUGGACAUCCAGUCUAUGCUGAGACAUGUCCGCAGUACACUUUUUUGACUCGAGCUGCUCUCAAAAAACCCGGAUUCGAAGGAGCAAAGGCAGUUUGCUCACCACCGCCUCGCAACUCUGAGGCUGAUCUGGAGGGGAUCUGGAUGCAUUUGAAGAAUGGAACUUUUACCAUCCUGUCAUCCGAUCAUUGCCCAUUCAAUUACAAUGAUACAGCCUUUGGGAAAAAGGCUGCUAUUACCUGUGAUGCACCAGAUGGCCAUUUUAAGCACAUUCCAAACGGCUGUCCGGGUGUUGAAACUCGUCUCUCCUUGGUUUUCAGUGCGAAACGAUUAGCGCCAGAGCGAUUUGUAGCUCUCACAAGCACAAACCCAGCCAAGCUCUAUGGACUUUAUCCGAGAAAGGGGGCUCUGAUUCCAGGGGUUUCGGAUGCAGAUCUCACAAUUUGGUAUCCAUCAGGAAAGAUGCAGCCAUUUUCUAUCUCUAACGACCUACUGCAUCAUAACGUCGAUUACACCCCGUAUGAAGGGAUAGAGGUUUCACAAUGGCCGCGGUAUACUCUCCUCCGAGGGGAGGUUGUGUGGGACCGUGAUGACGGAGGUCUUGUAGGUCGUCAAGGGUUUGGUCAAUAUUGUGCCAGAGAAUCCAUUUUUUGGCAUGAGGAGUUGCCAGAGUGGGAUGUAACAAUGUACUGA
Molecule: messenger RNA, 1497 nt
Organism: Penicillium angulare
Lineage: Eukaryota; Fungi; Ascomycota; Eurotiomycetes; Eurotiales; Aspergillaceae
Product: hydantoinase/dihydropyrimidinase family protein
Exons: 3
Coding region: 1-1497 (498 amino acids)
Cellular component (GO): cytoplasm
Molecular function (GO): hydrolase activity, acting on carbon-nitrogen (but not peptide) bonds
Source: RefSeq, a predicted model, not a curated record